Messenger RNA from Aspergillus niger, 957 nucleotides. RefSeq lists its product as uncharacterized. NCBI's taxonomy places the organism in Eukaryota, Fungi, Ascomycota, Eurotiomycetes, Eurotiales, Aspergillaceae. The coding region runs from base 1 to 957 and encodes 318 amino acids. The transcript has 3 exons. The record is from RefSeq and is a predicted model, not a curated record.
AUGUCUAUCAAGACCAUAAAGGACGUCUCCGAAGCUAGAGUGGACAUUGUCUUUGUCCAUGGUUUGGAGACAGACCGGAAAUCCUGGAGGACCGAAGAUGAUGUCUUCUGGCCAGCAACGGUCCUUCCUAAGCUGGUUAAUAACGCCCGCAUCCUGGCAUUCGAGUCUGACGAUAUAACCGUGGAUACCAUCUGGAACACGGAGGAUUUGAUGACUGACGUCUCCGAUGAACUGUGUGAUGAGCUUGUAGGAGUGCGCAACGGCGAUGUGGUCCGUCAUCCAUCUUCUACACGUCAGACUCCAUUUACUCCUGUGGUGCUAACUUUAUUCCAGGCUAAGCGACCCAUCAUAUUUAUUGCCCACUGUCUUGGUGGCCUGAUUUGCGAACAUGCUCUCGUUCGAGCAGCCAACGAUGAUGACAAAAAGCAAGUUGCGGAUUGCACCUUGGGACUCAUGCUUCUCGGAACCCCAUACUAUUCGCCGGCGAACAUUAGCGAAGCAACCAAAUAUUUUCGCCUGGCACAGCAGGAUAUUCCUAGCCCUGAGGAUCUGCAGGCCAUGUCGCAGUACGUUCUGGAAUAUGGGCAAGAAUUUGACCAAUUCCGACAGACCGCUCCGCUGAAAUUGAAGAUAUUCUUCGAGGGAGCGCCUACGAAGGUCAACGGCGAAGAAUUCAAGGUAGUCGAGUCGGCCGUGGUUGCGUUGCCCGAUACCCAGAAGCAACUUGUUCGCAUCGGGUAUAGCCAUCACGGCAUGAGUUGCUUCAAGGAUGAGAAUGACAAGGAAUUUAAGAAGAUCUUCAAUCCGCUGAAGUCCUGGUUGGGUAGUCUUCCGAGUCCGGAAGAGAAGGGCACUGUUAACAAUAUCUCGAAUGCCUCGUUCGCGGGGUCUAACAACUCUGGCUUGCAGCUUGGGCAGAAUGCGGGGGCGCUCAAUGGGUUUUCCUUUGGUCGCUAG